Messenger RNA from Ixodes scapularis (black-legged tick), 1946 nucleotides. RefSeq lists its product as uncharacterized. The record is from RefSeq and is a predicted model, not a curated record. Bases 436 to 1806 code for a protein of 456 amino acids. The transcript is spliced from 5 exons. Gene Ontology annotation, molecular function: zinc ion binding. Lineage: Eukaryota; Metazoa; Arthropoda; Arachnida; Ixodida; Ixodidae.
GGGUGGCGCCGCCUCGCGGAUGCUUUCUGUAACCUAGUCAGUAGGACGCUAGCAGACGACGCUAUAUGUAAUCGUAUGAGACAUUUCUGUUAGUUUACAGCAGGGACGAUUGAUAAUUAUUUUUAAAAUUUUAUGACGUGUCAUGAGCUUUUGUGGGACUGAACGGCAGCCCCUCCCAAGCUCUCUUGAUAGAUACCAGCUUUAAGAUGUUCGAGAGCAAGCCUAGAACUUGGUAGCGCGCGCGCAGUCCAACGCGGAUGCGCGGUUGCGCUGGUACUGCUUGCUGACUUUCUUUUGUUCUGGAUUUAGCGUGUGGCGAUUCUUUGUCUGUUGGUCCUGAUUAGUUUAAUCUAAUUUUAAUCUAGCAGCGUUAAGUUCGCAUUCAGCAGGGCGUGAGGGGACAACUGUGCACGCGCGCGUUGUCGUUGUGGUGGUAUGGAGCUCGCCGAUACCGACGCUUCCGUCCAAGUGACGCUUCCCCUCUCCAGUAUCAACGAGUACGUGGCACAGGAGUUUGCCACAUCUCGACUUCUGCUCGAGGGAGAAGCCGUACUGGAAGCUGGGCACGUUGUGACGUGCAGUGUUAAAGAAAAAGUUGACAGUAACAGCACGUUUGUAGGUUUCGUGCUGCAAACAUCGGCUUUAAGCAGAGACCCGCACGAGCUCGAGAUCGUGGUGAAAGAGAAGACAGUGGCAGCUGCAUCAUGCUCGUGCAAAGCAGGGAGCUACAAAUGCAAACACAUUGUGGCCAUGCUCCUGUACAUCCAUGCCACAAAGGUGUUUGAAAUCUUGUCGUCGACCGACCUGCCACAGCAGUGGGGGAAAAGUCAAAAACAGGGUGUGAAGGACAAGUAUGCACCCAGGCCAAUCAUUGAGCUUCCCUGCGUAAAGAAGAUCAAGACAGCGAGUGACGCAAGUCUGGAGGGAGACGUCCUGGGCAAGCUACUGCAGGGGCUCCCAUAUCGCUCUGCUGCUCACCGUCACCGCGAGGAAAUCCCCGUACAUGCUUUUCAGUGCAUCGAGCCAGAGGAGUCGCCAUCCCCACCACAGAGGCCAGCGACACUAACCGAGGCAUUAAGAAUGAUGAGCAGAGAUAAUCAAGCAUCUGAUGACAGCUUCUACGAAGCCCUCCAAGAAAUGUUUUCAAAGGCUGUUGUGGAAGAGAUUGCCACACUUACCAUCCAACAAGCAGAAUCGCCAAUAUGGAUGGAAUACAGGACUGGUCUGAUUAGUGCAUCUGUGGCCUACAGCGUCUACACGAGGGUGAAGACCUUGAGGACAAAAAUGGGUCCCCAUGAUUUGCGUCCCUUGUUCAAGGUCCUCAUGCGAGAGUCGACCUUCCAGUCAGCUGCAAUGGCAAGAGGGUCGCAAGACGAAAGCACUGCCAAGAGGAAGUACUUGCAGGAGUCAACCCACGCCAACCUCACGAUCCAAGACAGCGGGCUUCUGAUAAUGGAGUCAGACCCAUGUGUUGGGGCAAGUCCUGACGGGAUCGUCACUUGCGACUGUUGUGAACGUCGAUUGAUUGAGGUAAAGUGCACAGAUGGCAUGCAAGGUUUCAAGAGCAGAGAGAUGAUGAAGAACAGUGAUAAUCAUAUGCUUAAGAAAACAAGCAGGUAUUAUUGCCAGGUGCAAGUGCAAAUGGGUAUUGCUCAGAUUCGAAGCACAGACUUCUUUGUCUAUCAAGACGAGCACACGCACAUACUUUUUUCUGUGCAUUUUGAUGAAGUAUUUUUCAGAGAUGUAAUUGAGAGGGCGGUUUUCUUCUUUAAGGAGUAUAUGAUACCACUGAUUACUGCGGUUUAGCCUCCUAUGCACUGUUUUUGUGUAAUUCUCCGAUUUUACGCGACCGCCAAUUUAGCACUGUGAAACAGGAUGCUGAACCGAAAUUUGGAUUUACAAGGCUGCAGAAGUGUUCCAACAGGAUGCUAGAAGCCCCACAAUAU